UCCGCUGUGUCCGUGGCAAACACGCCUCACAUGUUAACAACUGUAACUUUUCAAUGAAACAACCGAGGGAUUAUUACUGGAAAGAAAUAGAAUAACUCAGACUUUAGGAUAUCAAACGACAUGGACUCCAAACGCCAGAGUGUGAUGAUGGAGCGACUUGUGAGCGAGCUGGGUUCUCUGCUGAAGAUGCUGGACCACGAGACGGUCAGUCCUGCCACUGCUGAAAAGAUGGCCUCCAUACGCAACAUCCUGGACACAGUGCAGCUGUCAGUCAAUGGAUCAGACGUCUACAUGAACAGCUGUCUUUACAGCAACGGCACGAGCUUUGUAGAGUCACUGUUUGAGGAUUUUGACUGUGAUUUGCACAUGCUCAGUACAUCGCCAGUUGAACAGAAAGAGCAUAAAGAGGAAGAAGAGGAGAAGACUCAUCCUAAUAAAUCUACACCAACCGACACGCCCCCUCCCGUGCCAACCACCCCGCUUCCUGAUGACUACUAUGAAGAGGCUGUUCCUCUAGAUCCUGGAUCCACCCCACAGUAUUUUACCACCAAUAUGAGCACUUCCAGGAACUCUGUGGAGGAUGCCUACUAUGAAGAUGCCGACAACAACUACCCCAUCACCAGAAUUAAUGGACCCCCCAAAAACUCCUACAAUGACUCCGAUGCUUUGAGCAGUUCGUACGAGUCUUAUGAAGAAGAGGAAGACGAGGCGAAGGGCCGGGACCAAGCUCAGAGAUGGACGGCUGAGGAAAACCCAGAUGGACCUAUCAGAGACUGCCGCAUCUGUGCCUUCCUGUUGCGCAAGAAGCGCUUUGGCCAGUGGGCUAAACAGCUGGUUGUUGUCCGAGAUAAUAAACUUCAGUGUUAUAAGAGCAUCAAAGAAAGCACUCCCCACACAGAGCUCCCGCUGAAUCUGUGCAACGUCAUCUACGUCCCGAAGGAAGGCCGGAAGAAGAGACAUGAGUUGCGCUUCUCGCUGCCUGGAGGUGAAGCUCUAGUCCUGGCUGUUCAGAGUAAAGAGCAGGCACAGCGAUGGCUCAAGGUGGUGCAAGAUGUUGGCAGCCAAAGUAGCAACACUGAAGGACUUAAUGGAUCUGCUUCUCCCAUUAUACAGAGGAAGUUGGAGCUUGACAAGGCGCUACAGUCUGACAGACAGGCAUCCGACUCAGAGAGUGUGCUAACAGUAGACACUCAGUCCACCGCACAGGUACCAGGACGGGACACCACCGACACACUGAGCAGGGGAAAGCGCGGAGCGUUCUCAGAGCUGACGGGGUCGAUGAGCCGAGCGGCAGGGAAGAAAAUCAAUCGAAUCAUCACCUUCUCCAAACGGAAACCUCCUCUACCGGGAGAGCCUUCCUCUUCUUCUAGUCAGCAUGACAACCCACGCUGUGGCUACCUUAGUGUGUGUCUGAGUGGUUCUUGGAAGGAGCGUUGGUGCGUAGUGCGAGAUGGAAGUCUGUACCUACAGAAGGACCCUGGGGACCAGCGUCCCCCAGUCAUUGUAGUUCCCCUCAAGGGGGCAGAGGUGGUGACGGGAGGCCUCGGCCCCAAACAUCCCUUCUCAUUCCACAUCCUUCAGGGAGGCAACGAACUGGCAGCCUUAGAGGCCAGCUGUUCGGAGGACCUGGGCCGAUGGCUGGGUGUGUUGUUUGCAGAGACCGGCAGCUCAACACUCCCUGAAGAGUUGCACUAUGACUAUAUUGACGUGGACACACUCACUGACAUACGGCACGCUGCCAGACACUCCUUCCUGUGGGCCACUACCACUGCUGCGUCAUCCAGCAGUGCCUCGACAGACUCGAGAACAUACGAUGAGGUCUAUGAAAGUGUUGCGGAUGAGGAUCUCGACAACAGAGCCAGCCAGGUGAGACGUCAUGCGUCAUUCUCCAGCAGGGACUCUGAAAAAACUGAACAGGCUGCUGUCAAGAGACAUGCCUCCAAUGUAAAUCACUAUGCACGCUAUGGGAAGACACGUGCAGAGGAGGACGCCAGGCAGUACCUGACACAGAAAGAGGAGCUGGAGAAGCAAAAAGAAAAGCUCAGAAAUGCACUGAUUGCCCUUCGAAAGGAGAAGAGGGAACUGAAGGAGAAGAUGAAGAGUGGAACAGGUCAUGGUGUGGAACAGCGGUUAGCCGAGCUGGAGACACUGUGCAAACAGAAGGAGGAGGAGAGGGUGGAGCUGGAGCUCAGACUGACAGAGGUCAAAGAAAAUCUGAAGAAAUCACUGGCUAGAGGAGCACUGGCCCCUAAUACUGACACCAAGAUCAAUGUCACGGCACAGAACAAAAAGGCUGAAAAGGUUUACAGUGAGACUGUACCGGUCAACACAGCAUCCGAGCUUCGUAAACGCCCUCCGUCUCUUUGCGCCUCCUCCAAGGGGAACGUCAUGCAGAAGGCAAAGGAGUGGGAGUCGAAGGGGACCUAGACUGAACAUAAACGGAUCGACAGAUGGACUCAUGGAGAGAAAAAAUGAGCUGUGACAGAAGGAUGUGUUAGAGACAGGAAGGAGAAAGAAAAACUGGCACUGAAAAGAAGAAGAUGAAAGAGAGGAGAAGGAGUGCAGACUGACGCAUUCAUUGCUCCCCUUAACUAAAGAAAAAGUGGAAUUUUGGCAAGUUUAGGCAGCAUGGUUCUGCCUCAACCACUGUAAAUAAUACAGACUUGACUGUUGUUCCAGUACAGUAUUAAUGGGGAUCGCUAUGAUCGUGAAAUAUAUAUGUUUCUGUGUGUUUGCAUGUGUGUUUGCUUUUGCAGAAGCCUGCAGAAAGCAAAAAUGUGAUCAUUUCAUAGAAAAGCAAAGGGAGAGAGAGGUCAUCAACACUGUGUGUUCAGUUUGCCCGAAACGCAGUCACAAGCAAGACUUUCUGAGUCAACUGAGUAUUUUACCAAAACUCACUGGUUUUAUUCCAUUUAUUAAAUGAUACUUGUCAAUACAAAAUUAAAAACGAAAGUAAUAAAUUAUUAUUACCUUAAAUUAUCUUUAUUAACGAGAGAAGUAUUAUACAUCUUCAAAUGUGUAUUUAAACCAUUUGGAAAGCAUAUCGAGUAUGACACUGUUACUGGAACCAAUGAGUAAUGUGUAUUAAUGCAAUGUGAAACUAUUAGAUUUUAACCAUUAUAUGUGUAUUUUUUCAUAUUUGACUUUUGCACUUUAUCUUCUUGUAUUUUGUGAUGACACCAAUGUUCUUGUACAUGAGCUUUAUUGCCCUCUUAACAGAAUCAUUGAAGGAUAAACCCCUGUCUGCUUCCCUUAAACACACAUGUUGAAGUAAAG
Scomber scombrus (Atlantic mackerel) is the source of this 3276-nucleotide messenger RNA. Its product is annotated as actin filament-associated protein 1-like 1. The transcript has 19 exons. Gene Ontology annotation, molecular function: SH3 domain binding. Gene Ontology annotation, cellular component: cytosol. The coding region runs from base 121 to 2427 and encodes 768 amino acids. The record is from RefSeq and is a predicted model, not a curated record. Lineage: Eukaryota; Metazoa; Chordata; Actinopteri; Scombriformes; Scombridae.